Arachis stenosperma is the source of this 5266-nucleotide messenger RNA. RefSeq names its product putative E3 ubiquitin-protein ligase LIN-1. Gene Ontology annotation, biological process: protein ubiquitination. The coding region runs from base 446 to 4918 and encodes 1490 amino acids. The transcript is spliced from 18 exons. The record is from RefSeq and is a predicted model, not a curated record. NCBI's taxonomy places the organism in Eukaryota, Viridiplantae, Streptophyta, Magnoliopsida, Fabales, Fabaceae. Gene Ontology annotation, molecular function: protein binding; ubiquitin-protein transferase activity.
CCUUGGUCCGCGCUUUGCUUCUGUCAUCACACACACAUAUCCAAUGCCGGCAAUGGCUACUUCCAACUCUGCACCAUUUUUAUACAAUUUAGAAAGCACAUAAGUCUUCUAUGUUCCUGGCUUCUACUGAUUUCUUCUUCUUCUUCUUCUUCUUCUCUUUAGAAAUUAUUGUCUAGUUUCCUCCAAGAACCUGGCUUUGAAUUAACAUGAUAUCUUAUUAUUAGUCCUGUUUUCAUUGAUCAAAAUCAAAGCUAAAGUCAAAAGCUUCUUGUCAAGUAAUUUGAAUUGUUCAACAGUGCAACUUCAACAUAUAUAGCAUCUUCAUAUACAGUGCUUCACCUUCAUCAUUCAUCUGUUUAUUUGCCAGCACGUGCGCCACGACACCCUCGCCGGAGGUGGGGUGUGAGUGGAAAUCUUGUGAAGGAUCAGAGUAUAAUAAAAAGAUAUGGCAGGAAACUUCAGAUUCACAAUGGACCAAAAGGAUAUUGUUAGAAUCUUGACAACAACCAUCGAUAGUUUCAUUCAGGAUCGAUUAAUCGACAAAGAACUAAGAGCUCAGCACAAAGAACAGUGUGCAGAGAGGUUAGCAGCUGAAGAUGGAAGUUCUGAAAAAGACACUGAGGUAGAGUACUCUGAUCAAGCAGUGUUAGCAAAUCUUGAUUGGGGUAUCGAGGCGCUUGAAGAAGCUAUCAAUACCUAUAACACGGAAACUAAGCUUGCGAGACUCGAUUAUGCUGAGAAGAUGCUGCAAGUUUGUGCAAUGCUGAAUCCUAAGCAAAAGACUGCUGGAGUGCCAAACUUCUACCUUUCAGCUUGGGCACAUUUGAACCUAUCAUACCUAUGGAAGUUGAGGAACAACAUUCAGAAUUGUGUUCUUCAUGCCAUUGACAUGUUCAUCGUUGAUCCUUUUUUCGCUCGGAUUGACUUUGCUCCAGAACUCUGGAAAACUCUGUUCCUUCCACACAUGAGCUCUAUUGUAGGGUGGUAUUCAGAGGAGAGGCACAAACUUAUGAUGGAAGUAAUACCUGAAACUUCUGAUUUUUCAGUCACAGCUGAUUUUGAUCAACUUUUCAAUGAAUCCUUGGUAUUCUCUCUAAGGCCAAAUCAGUUAGAUAAGUUGCAAAAACUGGAGCAGCUUUAUGGAGAGUCUUUGGACGAGAACACGCGGCUAUAUGCAAAGUACUAUAAGGACUGCAUGAACUCUGAUUCCACUACCUCAGGCAAGAAGGUUGUUCCCAUGUUGCCAAUUGCUGAGCCGCCAAUGACUCCUUUGCAUGAGUUGAGCAGGUCGGUUCCAGAUUAUGUGAAAUUCGGUCCGAUUUUGCCUAAGAGUGCUGGCUUUUCUUUGAUGUCAAUGCCAAAAGAUGGUGUAAAUGAAAAAACCAGAGAUAAACCAUCGAGCCAUUCCAAGGUGGAAAAUUCAUCUAUAUGGGGUACUAAGGAGAGCAUCAUUGAAGAGAAUGAAAAUGAAAAUGAAAAUGAAGAAGAUUCAGAUUCUGAUCUUGAUGAUGCAUCUGUGGGUUCUCCCAACAAAAAUAAUGUUUUCUCACCUGAAAGGAAGGCGAUCAAGGACAAUAACAUUGAGCCAAAAGUGCAUCUAUCAAACCAAAGGAGUAAAAUAUACUCUCCUAGUAUCUCCUCUCCCUUAGACUCUCCAAGAACUCCUCAAGACUAUUCUUCAUCAAAUCCUCAUAUGCGCAGCAAAAGAGAGCCGAAGUACUUGCGCUUAUUGUCUAGUCGUUUAAGGGAUUCGAUCAUUUCUGACUCUUUAACAUCAUCACCAGACCUGAGCACUGAUCACAUUAUGAACUCUGAUCAUGAAAUGAUGGUGAACAUUAAGAAGAAAGACUAUAAUCGAAUUCCAUGUAUGAGUUAUGAAAAUGAGGAUAGCCUGGUGCUAAAUGACAGUUCUUUUUGUGAAAGUGAUGAGGGAUAUCAUGGCUGCAUUUCAUUGCCCAAAUUAGAGAAGCAGACUACCGGAUCAAAGCCGCCAAAAGAUUUUGUAUGUCCAAUCACAGGUCAGAUAUUUUGUGAUCCUGUUACCCUUGAAACAGGCCAGACCUAUGAAAGAAAAGCUAUUCAGGAGUGGCUUAAAACAGGAAACACAACAUGCCCCAUCACGCGACAGCCUCUAUCCGCAAGCAUGUUACCCAAAACAAACUAUGUUUUGAAGAGAUUGAUAACAUCCUGGAAGGAACAACAUCCUGAACUAGCUCAGGAGUUCUCAAAUUCUAACACAAACACACCAAGGGGUUCUUCUUGUUCUCCAUUGGUGAAAGACAACUCAAUGCUGUCCAUUUUACAAAGAACACCCGACUCAAUGAGUCAUAAGAACAAAGAGGAUUAUAUCAUACAAAGGAGCAAAAGAUUUAUACAGGUUGCUGCAACAUCUCCAACUAGUGUGCUAUCUCAAGCUGCAGUUGAAACAAUCAUGAAUUCCAUGAAACCAUACAUUUCAAGUCUCUGCACAUCAGAAAACUUACAAGAAUGUGAAGAAGCUGUAUUGGAAAUUGCUAGAUCAUGGAAGGAUGCAAAGAGUGAUCCUCAGAUUCAUUCUUAUUUAUCAAAACCAACUGUCAUAAACGGUUUAAUGGAAAUACUUUCAGCUUCUCUGAAUGGAGAAGUUCUGAGGACAACAAUUUACAUCCUUACAGAACUAAUUUUUCUUGACGAAAGUGUUGGAGAGACACUUAACAGUGUAGAUUCUGAUUUUGAUUGUUUGGCUGCUCUGCUCAAGAAUGGUUUGGCCGAGGCAGCACUUCUGAUUUAUCAGCUAAGACCAGUUUUUGCUCAGCUAUCAGCCCAUGAGCUUAUACCAUCUCUAGUCCAAGUAAUUCAGAACAAAAAUGAGUUGGAUGAUCUUCAAUUAGUUAUGGACCCGAAAGAUGCCGCCAUAGCAAUUCUUGAACAAAUAUUAGCCGGAGGGGAUGAAUACAGCAGGUCUCUUAAUGCUUUGAGUGUUAUUUCAGCAAAUGGAAUUCCGGCAUUGGUAAAAUAUUUAGAGAGGAUGGAGGUAAGGACGUCUGUUGUUUCCAUACUUUUGUGUUGUAUGCAAGCUGAAAGAAGUUGCAAGAACUUGAUAGCAAGUCGAGUCGAAUUGUCUCCUGUUCUUGAAUUAUUUCAUGGUGGAAAUGAUAGUGUGAAAGGCGUCUGCGCAGAAUUUCUCUCUGAGCUGGUUCAAUUGAAUAGGAGAACUUUCUGCAACCAAAUCUUACAGAUAAUCAAGGAUGAAGGAGCAUUUAGUACAAUGCAUACAUUUCUUGUAUAUCUUCAGAUGGCUCCAAUGGAGCAUCAGCUUGCUGUUGCCAGUCUUCUUCUCCAGCUUGAUCUUCUGGUGGAGCCACGAAAGAUGAGCAUUUAUAGGGAAGAAGCUGUAGAGACACUAAUUGAAGCACUUUGGCAAAAAGACUUCUCAAAUACUCAAAUUAAGGCUUUAGAUGCUUUACUAUAUCUUAUUGGACACGUCACUUCCUCAGGAAAGUCAUAUACUGAAGCCUGGUUGCUCAAGAUUGCAGGAUUCGAUCAGCCUUACAACGCUUUAAUGAAGGCCGAACAAUUGGGACAACGUGACAAUGAUUUGGUGGAAACAAUGGAGGAUGAGAAAAAUGCAUUGAACUCUUGGCAGAAAAGGGUUGCAUUUGUACUUUGUAACCAUGAAAAUGGUUCAAUAUUUAAAGCAUUGGAAGAAUGCUUAAGGAGUACUUCCCUAGAGAUGGCAAAAUCUUGCCUUGUUCUGGCCACAUGGCUUACACACAUGCUCUCUACGCUUCCUGACACCGGUAUAAAGGACGUUGCUCGUGAGUCAUUGCUUGACGAAUUCAUAAAUGUUCUGCUGUCAUCAAAGAACAUGGAGGAAAAGAUUCUUGCUAACCUAGCUUUGAAUACUUUCAUUAGUGAUCCAAUUGCUCAUGAAGCACUUGGAGGCUAUGCUAAAAGCAUUUAUAGGACCUUGAGGAAGCUAAAGAAACAUUCAGCUGCAGCAGUUGAUAUUAUGAGAACCUUACUAAACUUAAAAUCUGUUGAUGUGACUGAGUUGUGGAGUUGUAAAGAGGUUGUUGAGUUAGAUUUGAGCUCAAACGGAGAAGUGCUUUCUUUGCUUUAUCUGAAUGGUCAGGUCUUGAGUGGACACUCUGAUGGAACUAUCAAGGUAUGGGAUGCAAGGAAGAGAAUACCAAGAAUCAUUCAAGAAACUCGCGAGCACACAAAAGCUGUAACUUCUCUGUGUUCUUCAGGUGAUAGACUCUACAGUGGUUCCUUAGACAAAACCAUCCGGGUUUGGACUAUCAAAGGCAAUGAGAUUAUAUGUAUAGAUGUUCACGAUGUGAAGGAGGCAGUGUAUGAGUUAACAGCAAAUGCUAGAUUGGCAUGCUAUGUGUCUCAAGGAACUGGAGCCAAGGUUUAUAAUUGGUCAGAGGCUCCAAAGCAUAUCAAUUUCAGCAAGUAUGUGAAAUGCCUUGCUGUUGCCGGCGACAAAUUGUAUUGUGGCUGCUCCGGUUACAGCAUUCAGGAGGUUGACUUGUCCAAACAUACAUCAUAUUCAUUCUUCUCUGGUACAAGAAAAUUGUUGGGAAAACAAACCAUACACUCCCUUCAAAUUCAUGAUGGUUUCCUCUAUGCCUGUGGAUCUUCUGUUGAUGCAACUGCAGGAAAGAUAUUUUCACUCUCCACCAAAAUGGUAGUAGGAUCACUAUCGACUGGACUCGACAUCCAUCGUGUAGCCAUCAACAAUGACUUCAUAUUUGCAGGUACGAAGUUCGGCACCAUUGAGGUUUGGCUGAAAGAUAAGUUCACCCGGGUUGCUUCCAUCAAAAUGGCUGCUGGUAACACAAAAAUCACAUCAUUAGUAUCAGAUGCGGAUGGUAUGAUGCUUUUUGUUGGUUCCUCUGAUGGAAAGAUCCAGGUUUGGGCCUUGGAUUAAGCACAAGAAACAAAAAGUAUAAUAAUCCUUUUGCCACAUGUUAAUGGAGCAUGUGCAGAUUGAGCUAUAUAGUAUGUGGGAGAAAACAUCAAAUUCCAACUAUGAAGUGAGACCAAGACAAUUUUGAAGUGAAACUUUGAUACAAGAUCUAUGUUUGGUCCAUCACAACUGUGUUUGAUUCACAAAUGAGCAAUUCUUAUUAUGAAAAUUCCUUAAUCAACCACAAUACUAUAUUGGGGGCCAAAUAGAGCAUAUUCUUAUACCAUAAAAGUUAACAUCAUUAUUAUUGCAUUUUGAACCUUGUAAGUAUGAUAAUUAAUAAUUUAACACUGAAUUUUCGCCCCAUUA